AUGGCGCACCGGGGACCCCCGCGCGCCCCGAAGGGCCCCGGCCCCGCCGCCCGAGCCCCUAGCCCCCGGGGGCCGCCGCCGCCGUGCUCGCCGCGCUCGCGGCCGCUCCUGCUGCUGCUGCUGCUGCUGGCCGCCUGCGGGGCGGCGGGGCGCUCCCCCGAAUCCUGGCGCCUGGGUCCCCGCGCCCGGCUGACCCGGGCGCCGCCAAGCCCGCCUGCGGGGCGCGCGCUGCCCGGCGGCGGCGAGGACCGGCAGGCGCGUGGCGCGGAGCCCGGCGCCCCGGGUCCCGGUCCGGCUCCAGGUCCCGGCGAGGACGGCGCCCCCGCCGCGGGCCAGGAGCGCUGGGCACGGGCGGCGCCGGUGGCCGGAGCGGCUUCGCGAGCGCAGGUCUCACUCAUCAGCACGUCGUUCGUGCUCAAGGGGGACGCGACGCACAACCAGGCGAUGGUGCACUGGACGGGCGAGAACAGCAGCGUGAUCUUGAUCCUGACGAAGUAUUACCAUGCAGACAUGGGGAAGGUUCUGGAAAGUUCUCUGUGGCGGUCAUCGGACUUCGGGACAACCUACACCAAGCUUACCCUUCAGCCUGGCGUCACUACCGUCAUCGACAACUUCUACAUCUGCCCGACCAACAAGAGAAAGAUCAUCCUCGUGAGCGCCUCCCUCAGCGACCGGGACCACAGCCUGUUCCUCAGCACGGACGAGGGCGCCACCUUCCAGAAGCAGGUCAUCCCCUUCUCCGUGGAGACGUUCAUCUUCCACCCCCGGGUGGAAGACAAGGUCCUGGCCUACACCCGGGAGGGCAAGCUCUACGUAUCGUCUGACCUGGGGAAGAAGUGGACUCUUCUGCAGGAGCGAGUGACCAAAGACCACGUGUUCUGGGCUGUCUCUGGGGUGGACGCUGACCCUGACGUGGUCCACGUGGAGGCCCAGGAGCUCGGAGGAGGUUUUCGGUACGUCACCUGCCAGAUCCACAAUUGCUCCGAUAAGACACUGACAGUGCCGUUCGCAGGCCCCAUUGACCACAGUUCCCUGACCGUGCAGGACGAUUACAUCUUCGUUAAGGCAACCUCAACAAACCAGACCAAAUACUACAUCUCUUAUCGUCGCAAUGAAUUUGUCCUGAUGAAGCUGCCGAAGUAUGCGUUGCCAAAGGAUCUGCAGGUCAUCAGCACAGACGAGAGCCAGGUGUUCGUGGCCGUGCAGGAGUGGUACCAGACCGACACCUACAACCUCUACCAGUCGGACCCGCGCGGCGUGCGCUACUCGCUGGUGCUGGGGGACGUGCGCAGCUCGCGGCAGGCGGAGGAGAGCGUGGUCAUCGACAUCCUCGAGGUCCGAGGGGUGAAAGGAGUCUUUCUGGCGAACCAAAAAGUUGACGGCAAGGUGGUGACGCUUAUAACCUACAGCAAGGGCCGAGACUGGGAUUACCUGAGGCCUCCCAGCACGGACAUGAAUGGGAAACCAACCAACUGCAAGCCUCCGGACUGCCACCUGCACCUGCACCUGCGCUGGGCAGACAACCCCUACGUGUCAGGCACUGUGCACACCAAGGACACCGCCCCCGGCCUCAUCAUGGGCGCAGGUAACCUGGGCUCCCAGCUGGUGGAAUAUAAAGAAGAAAUGUACAUCACAUCAGACUGUGGGCACACCUGGAGGCAGGUAUUUGAGGAGGAACAUCACAUCCUCUACCUGGACCACGGCGGUGUGAUCGUGGCCAUCAAGGACACCUCCAUCCCCUUGAAAAUCCUCAAGUUCAGUGUGGACGAGGGCCUCACCUGGAGCACGCAUAAUUUCACCAGCACCUCCGUGUUUGUGGACGGGCUGCUGAGUGAGCCGGGGGACGAGACGCUGGUCAUGACCGUCUUCGGCCACAUCAGCUUCCGCUCGGACUGGGAGCUGGUCAAGGUGGACUUCCGGCCCUGGUUCUCCAGGCAGUGCAGCGAGGAGGACUACAGCUCCUGGGACCUCACCAACCUGCAGGGCGACCGCUGCGUCCUGGGCCAGCAGAGGAGUUUCCGGAGGAGGAAGCCUACGUCCUGGUGCAUCAAGGGUCGGAGCUUCACGGCGGCGCUCACGGCCCGCGUGUGCCAGUGCCGCGACUCGGACUUCCUCUGUGACUACGGAUUUGAGCGCACCCCCUCCUCCGAGUCCGACGCCAACAAGUGCUUUGCCAACUUCUGGUUUAACCCCCUGUCCCCCCCAGACGACUGUGUCCUGGGCCAGACCUACACCAGCAGUCUCGGGUACCGGAAGGUGGUGUCCAACGUGUGCGAGGGUGGCGUGGACCCGCGGCAGAGCCCGGCGCAGCUGCAGUGCCCCCUCCUGCCGCCGCGGGGCCUGCACGUCAGCAUCCGCGGCGAGGCGGUGGCCGUGCGGCCGGGGGAGGACGUGCUGUUCGUGGUACAGCAGGAACAGGGCGAUGUCCUGACCACCAAGUACCAGGUGGACCUGGGGGACGGCUUCAAGGCCAUGUACAUGAACCUCACGUUGGCCGGGGAGCCCAUCCGGCACCGCUAUGAGAACCCUGGUGUCUACCGCGUGUCCGUCAGGGCGGAGAACAUGGCAGGACACGACGAAGCAGUGCUGUUUGUCCAGGUCAACUCCCCCCUGCAGGCCCUCUACCUCGAAGUGGUUCCUGUCAUUGGCAUCAACCAGGAGGUGACCCUCACAGCUGUGCUGCUGCCCCUGAACCCCAACCUCACCGUCUUCUACUGGUGGAUUGGUCACAGCCUGCAGCCCCUGCUGUCCCUGGAGAACUCUGUGACAACGCGGUUUGGGGACACAGGGGACGUGCGCGUGACGGUGCAGGCUGCCUGCGGGACCUCUGUGCUGCAGGACUCCAAGGUGGUCCGCGUGCUGGAUCAAUUUCAGGUCAUGCCUCUGCAGUUUUCCAAGGACCUGGACGCUCACAACCCCAACACCCCCGAGUGGAGGGAGGACAUUGGCCUCGUGGUGUCCCGGCUCCUCUCCAAGGAGACCAGCAUCCCCGAGGAGCUGCUGGUGACCGUUGUAAAGUCAGGGCUGCCCACCUUGGCUGACCUGCACGUGCUCCUGCCCCCUCCCACGCCCACGAGGAAGAGGAGCCUCACAAGUGACAAGAGGCUCAUGGCCAUCCAGCAGGUGCUGAACGCACAGAAGAUCAGCUUCCUCCUGCGUGGUGGGGUCCGGGUCCUGGUGGCCAUGAGGGACGUGGACACAGGUUCUCCAAGCCUGGGAGGAGGUGGCGGCUACUGGGCGGUGGCAGUGCUCAUCCUCAUCGGGCUGUUCGCGGUGGGAGCCUUCAUCCUCUACAAGUUCAAAAGGAAACGCCCCGGCAGGACCGUGUACGCCCAGAUGCACAACGAGAAGGAGCAGGAAAUGACGAGCCCCGUGAGCCACAGCCAGGACGUGCAGAGCGCCAUCCCGGGUGAGGAGUUUAUAGAUGAUGAGCUCCACUCACAGACUCUAGGGAAUCACUCCGGCGUGGUCCUGAGCGUCAACUCCCGAGAGAUGCACAGCUACCUGGUGGGCUGAUGCCGCUGGAGGCCGCGCCCAGAGCUCUCUCCUCUCCGCCGCUUCAUCCCCCGUGGAGGGCACAGGACCACACGUGCCACCGGCACGGGGCUGGGACCGGCGUCCCCUCAGAGACCUCGGAAAAGCCUCCUCCUCCAGCUGUGUCCACGCAAGGCGACAGAUGCGCCUCUGUCCAGCUCAAGCCCGCCCAGCCCACGGCCGCCCAGGAGACCCGCCAGCUCCCGCCCCCCCCGGACACCAGGCCACGUGCCGCCCGCUGCGCCGCCUGCCCCCCCCCAGACUCUGGGCACUUCUCUGGACCUCACACGGCCGCCCUGGCUGCCCACGGCUGGUCACCGCAGCCGGGCCUGACUUCUCGGGGCCGAGGCUGGUCCCCCUGAGGCUGGGAGAGGCCGGGCUCUCAGCACCGCAGACCCGCCCCAUCACCUGUGCCGCGGGCUCCCGUCCCAGCAGAGGGACAGCGGAGCCCUGCUUCCUUCCUCAUAACCUCCAGGAAAGCAGCUCCCACCCACAGGGCCGUCCCUCUGCAGGGGUGUCCACCGCCCCCUCCAGAAUCCAGAAAGCCAGUGGUAGGCCCUCCCAAUACCGCCUUCCACACCUCCCGCUGUCCUUCCUCUUUUUAAACUGCAGAUAAUGUAAAUACCUCUCUAGGUAGCUGUUUGCAUUUUGUGGGGGGAGGGGGGGUGUUCAACUUCCUAUUCUUAUUGCCAGGCAGUAGCCCCAUUCUCGGGAACCCCUUUUCCAGAAUGCCCAGGGAUGCUUCUCUGCCCCUUCUGGCAGCCUUCUCUCCUGGGGCCCACAAGGCCAAGGCUCUCCCUGGCUUCCCCCCUGCCCCCCCCCUCGCCCCAGCCCCCCACAGGGUCCUAGGGAUCCAGCGCCUGCACUUCCGAAGGAAGCCAGCAGGCGGCGCCCUCGCACGGGGUUCCCGCCUGCGGGAUCCCGUCUUAGUGGCCGCGGUGGGAACGGCCUCUAGAUGCCCAGAGUGUUCUGUGCUUCCUCAUAGCUUGAGGGACGCACGUAGAAACCGGGAACCAGGAGGGGUUUCGAAUGGCAGAGCCCGAAGGGCCGCCAAGUAGUGUGUGCCUCGUUUUGAAGAUGGAGAAACUGAGGCCCAGAGAGGGAGUGACUUUCCCAAGGUCACACAGCAAGACGGCAGCAGAGGUGCCCAGGAGCCAGCCCCCUGCUGCCCGUGCAGUGUGAUUCCACUCACUCACAGACGCCUAGAAUCAGGGACACUAGGGAUAUAUGGGGGCAGAUUUUCACCUUUUGCCUUGAAACUGGAAAUCAGUAUCCCCUCCCCAUCCUCUCCCUCCUCCCCCUCCCCCCACGCCAGGCUGGGCUCUCAGGCGGCCGGGGCCUUCCCCUCAGAGGUGGGGACACCAGAGCCCAGGCUAGGAACUCCCUGGCCGUGGGAAGUCCGGAAUGAAGCCUGGGGGGCAUUAGCCCACUUGCCCAGAAAAGAAACGUGGCCUGCGGGAGGGGAUGCAUUCUCACACCCAGAACACGUGGGGGGCCCUGAAUCCUUGUGGAGUGGGGGACCCCUGGAGUCCAGCUCCUUGUGUCACAAACGGGGACUCAGACCACCCGAAACCAACUCAGAAGGGGUCACUGCACGUCACGGGGCAGGCGACGGUGGCGUCCCUCUCCCCACCCUGCCGGCCCACCGCCUGGAGCUCCUGGCCCAGACCCGCAGAGCUCGCCCUGCAAGCCAUCCUCAAGACCCUCCUCGGGGCAGGGCUGGGGCAGCGGACCCCAGGCUGGAGCUGGGGGGCUGUGUGGGAGAGGCUGGGCUCUCUGGGACUUCUGCCUCCCCACAGCCUGCCCGAGGUCGCCAAAGACGGCUUAGGAACCCUGUGUCUCGCUGUCCACCCGCACCCGGCCCGUCCUGUGAGUGUCAGAACCAGGGUCAGACAUGAGUCAGCACUGUCCAGGUCCAAGGUCAAGGUCAGCAAGGACACAGCCCCCAGCUCAGCAGUGCCUGCGGGCGACGACCCCUUUGCCCUUCAUUGACCCUCAGCUUCAUUCUCUCUGUUGGGGUAGGGUUUUCGCUUUCGCUAUUUGUGUUUUUCAUGUAUUUUAUGUCAUUAUUUCUAUUAAGAGCAUUUUGGGUGUGUGGACCCAAGAACCUGGGAAUAAGUCGGCACCUAUAACCUGAUACUUUCCCAUCCUCAUAAUCAUAUCGAUCAACACAUAGGUCUAUGGAUUUAUCUGGUUCUACAUUUGAGGUUCUGUGUAUUUGGUGUACAGGUACACGCAGGCACCUGGGAAUAAUGGGCUGGGCUUGGGCAGCUAACGUUUCAUUCAACCGGGUUGAGCCCAUACUUCGUAUAUGCACAUAACAGAGAUGCGAUCGAUUCUUUCUUAUUUUUCCUUUUUAAAAAACAAUAAAUCAUUUGUGAUGCUUUUAACAAAGAUUAAAUGAAUACGAUCAGCGUUUGCCUUAUUA
Balaenoptera ricei (Rice's whale) is the source of this 5962-nucleotide messenger RNA. It is a transcript of the gene SORCS2, whose product is annotated as sortilin related VPS10 domain containing receptor 2. NCBI's taxonomy places the organism in Eukaryota, Metazoa, Chordata, Mammalia, Artiodactyla, Balaenopteridae. Gene Ontology annotation, molecular function: protein binding. The record is from RefSeq and is a predicted model, not a curated record. Gene Ontology annotation, cellular component: membrane. The transcript is spliced from 27 exons. The coding region runs from base 1 to 3516 and encodes 1171 amino acids.